CGAGCGUUUCGCUCUGCCGCUAAUCAGCUGAUACAGCUAGUGACCUAACCAUACUGAUCACCAUACUGAUCAUAUUCGGAGUCGGAAAACCGAAUGUAUAUCACACAAAUAACAAAUUUUAGCGCAUGCGAUACGUAAUAGAUAAAGCAUGUCUUGGCUUGUGAAAUCUGUGCGAGCCGCUGUAAACACAUGGACACCGCAAGUGAUGCCGGUGCGAUUUCGCUAUCACGCGGACAAGAUAGCCAAGGGCCCGUUAAAAAGGCGAUACGGAUACGAAGAUCCUAUAGACAUGCGGGGCCUUCUACCGCGUUUAGACAAUGCCAAACGAUUGCCGAUGCCGAUCUAUCGGCCGAAAGACGCCUGGUCCGAGAAGAAGGCUCUAUUUGGACAGAACGACUACAUUGACAUAUUAGGCUCCGAUAGACUCCAUCCGACGAGAAUUCUUUAUAACGUGCCUGCGUGGUUGCGUGGUGUCAAGGGCAAUGAAUAUCAGGUUCUACUGAGAAAGAGAAAGAUAUGGCAGAAAGGAAUAUUUCCAAUCGCUAGACCAACAAAGUGGACAGAACUGGAGAAGAGAAUACACUACUUAUACAAAUUCCUAAAUCGUAAGACGAGACAAUAAAACAAUUAGUUUGACCGCGAUAUAUAACCAUGUAAUUAAAUUUUAAUUAAAAUAUAUACAGUACCUGUGCUUUCCAA
Cataglyphis hispanica is the source of this 699-nucleotide messenger RNA. It is a transcript of the gene mRpL51, whose product is annotated as 39S ribosomal protein L51, mitochondrial. Bases 149 to 622 code for a protein of 157 amino acids. The transcript is spliced from 2 exons. Gene Ontology annotation, molecular function: structural constituent of ribosome. NCBI's taxonomy places the organism in Eukaryota, Metazoa, Arthropoda, Insecta, Hymenoptera, Formicidae. Gene Ontology annotation, cellular component: mitochondrial large ribosomal subunit. Gene Ontology annotation, biological process: translation. The record is from RefSeq and is a predicted model, not a curated record.